AUGGCUUAUAUUCAAGACAGGGUCUCUCUUAAGAUUAUCGACUCAUCCUGUCCACCUGUUUUUCAGGCACCUAUCAAGCGUAUACACCAAACAGAGGAUGUCCAUAGAUUUCUCGCCAGCGAAGCUUACCGAGACAUUGGCCUUUUCAUCCUUCAACUCAACCACGCCAUUUGCCCGCGACAGUUAGCUGGUUCUUCUCUCUCAGUAUAUCCUCUUGGAUCGAAGGCAACAUCAACGGGUUCUAUUCAGUCAUUACAGACGCUUCUAUCAUGCAUCCGCACUCUCAUUGGCAAGGCGCCCCCAGAUCCAGGAUCCCACAGGUUUGGAAAUGUAAGCUUUCGUACAUGGUUUCGACUCCUCAAUGCCGAGCUGGAUAACUUGCUGGAUGAUGGGUUACUUGCGGAAACUCUCCGGGUAGGCAACGGGCAUGCCAAGGAUGAGGUAGCAAGCUAUUUGCUCGGAUCGUUUGGCAGCCCGCAGCGCCUCGACUACGGUACAGGCCAUGAGCUCAAUUUCGUUGCUUUUCUUGGGUGUCUAUGGAAAUUAGGGCAUUUCAAGGAUGGAACACAAGGCGGGCAUAUUGAAAGGGAAAUUGUGCUCCUGGUUAUUGAACCGUAUCUCGAUAUCGUGAGACAACUCAUUACGACAUAUACUCUUGAGCCAGCAGGCUCACAUGGCGUAUGGGGCUUAGAUGACCAUUCAUUUAUUCCGUAUAUCUUUGGGUCUGCACAACUUACUCGCCCAAUCAGUAAUGAAAAUGAUCCUAUGCCCCUCGAUGGCUCCGUAAGAGGCGCACCGAAACCAAGCGAUAUCACCAACCCCAGCAUUGUCCAGGAUAUGAGACAGGUUAACAUGUACUUUGCAGCCGUUGCAUUUAUCAACGAUGUAAAAAAAGGUCCAUUUUGGGAGCAUAGCCCAAUGCUAUUCGACAUUUCCGGCAUAAAAGAUGGAUGGGGCAAAAUUAAUAAAGGCAUGAUCAAAAUGUUCAACGCAGAGGUCUUAUCGAAAUUUCCUGUCAUCCAGCAUUUCCCUUUCGGUACGCUGUUCUCCUGGGAUGAGAAUAGACAGACACUAGAUCCAAAUCAGCACAGAGAGGCUACCAGAUCGCAAAAUUACGUGGCUUGA
This is a messenger RNA of Trichoderma asperellum CBS 433.97, 1125 nucleotides long. RefSeq names its product Serine/threonine-protein phosphatase 2A activator 1 (gene RRD1). Gene Ontology annotation, cellular component: cytoplasm; nucleus; protein phosphatase type 2A complex. Lineage: Eukaryota; Fungi; Ascomycota; Sordariomycetes; Hypocreales; Hypocreaceae. The record is from RefSeq and is a predicted model, not a curated record. Gene Ontology annotation, molecular function: peptidyl-prolyl cis-trans isomerase activity; protein tyrosine phosphatase activator activity. Gene Ontology annotation, biological process: mitotic spindle organization.